CCGCUUUCUUUUGCUACGGAUUUUACGAUCCAAGCACGUUAUGUCGCAUUCAGAUCAAAUGAACGCGUUCUUUUGCCAAUACGAUCAAUCCCCCCUUAACCUCGUUUUCGGAACGCGAUCCGCAUUCCCCUUUCCGCCCCAAAUCAAAGUUUCAAACAGAUUCAACGGAUUCAAUCGCAAUUUUCUAACCUUACUUUUUAUUUCUUGUUUAUUUGCAAAAAUUGUUGCAUUUGCCAAAAUGUGCUCCGGAAGUGGAAACUUAACAUUAAGCUUACAAGAGGCAGAUGUUGUUUAUGAUAUUGUUGUAUCCCAGGAGGAUUAUAAUCUCGCCACAACAGAUAUGAUUUUUGCCCAAGAAUUACUAAAUAACCAUAAGGAAACUUUGCAAAACACUGUAGUGGAAAAGUCACCAGAAGAAAGGUACCUUACACCCAGUACUUCUACAUAUAGUGAAGAUUCACAGUCAAGCGAAGCAUCUUGGUCUGAUGCCGAAACACUAUUGUUGAUAUCUUUAUAUCAUGAAAAUAAAGAUGCCUUUACGAAUGCAAAAAAACGGAAGCAUGUUUGGGAAAUAAUAGCGGAGCAAAUGUCUGCACAUAAUUAUUUUCGCAAACCCGAAAAGUUGGAAAGGAAGUGGACCAAUUUACUACGGGUAUACAGGUCUAUAAAAGAUAACAAGGGCCCCAAGAAAAGUGGAAGGGGGGCACAACAUUAUAAAUAUUAUAACCAUAUUGACGAAAUUAUUGGCGAUAAGCCAUCAAAUACCUCUGAACCACAAGCUGUUAUUAAUGUAGGCAUCAAUAGGACAACAGUCCCUGCAUGCAGAUACUGA
This is a messenger RNA of Photinus pyralis (common eastern firefly), 832 nucleotides long. RefSeq names its product trihelix transcription factor GT-1-like. The coding region runs from base 41 to 832 and encodes 263 amino acids. The record is from RefSeq and is a predicted model, not a curated record. The transcript is spliced from 3 exons. NCBI's taxonomy places the organism in Eukaryota, Metazoa, Arthropoda, Insecta, Coleoptera, Lampyridae.